AUUGACAGGUGUACUGUCAAUGCUAGAGUUGUCAAGUUGUCAUUUGAUUUUGACGUUGAAUGUCAUGAGGUGGAGAUUGCAAAUGCAAAAGGGGAAAAACGAAAGAAGUGAAACCGCCGAGGAACGUUUAAUACUCCAAUCUACGUUGUAAGCUAAACGUAUCUUGUAAAACAUUCUAGGAAUAUGCGAAAGAAGCACUAGACCGGCAUAUCCAGAAUGGAGUCUUCAAUAGUUUAUUAUUUAGCUUUGCUACUUUUUUUAACAUCCAACGUUUGCUGGUCGAGAAUCCACAAUCUAGAAAUAAGGAACGAUGCACGACGAUACAUUUCUUUGAGCACUUUUGGAUUCUACAGAGGCGGGAGUCUCAUCGUAGAGCUUACAAAUUUUAGGUCACAUCCACAAAAUGAUUCUAACUUGUUUGGAUUUAGCUUGGACAAGACGAUAAAUGAUGGAAUGAAUCCUUAUUUAGAUGGUCAUCAAGAUCACUGUGUGUUACAAGAACCGAUAGAAAAAACCAAGACUAAUGAGGAGGUUGUCAUACAUUUUAAAUUAGAUCUUAAAAAUAAAAAGUUGAGGGUCGAAUGCAAAAAUCAGGACAUUGUGCACAUUUUCAAGUCUCCUGAUGAUGUAGAUGUAAAACCGACUCCAAUGUGCAGUGAAUUGAGUUUUGAUAUAACCAGUGCUAAAGUGAAUGGUAUCAAUUACUACAAUACUUCAUUCACCAUGUUAGUGGAAACCCUUGCAGAAGAAGGCCUGUACAAUCUCUUCUUCCACAGUUGUCCAAAUUACAAAUCAGAUACAGAGGUUUUUGUGGACUUUGACAUGAAAAUUGUAGAACAAAACAGAAACAGCUACCUAUCAGCUGGAGACAUGCCUCUUCCAGCACUGUAUUGCAUGAUGUCUAUCCUCUUUAUGCUAUCAGGCAUGUUCUGGGUGUUUUUGCUAAAACAGUCCAAACACCCUGUGUUCAAGAUACAUUACAUGAUGGCUGUGUUGGUGUUUUUGAAAGCUAUCUCAUUGGCUUUCCAUGGCGUGAAUUACCAUUACAUUGAACGACUUGGUGUACAUCUGGCAACAUGGGCGAUUUUGUUCUAUGUAGCACAUUUGCUAAAAGGAGCACUUCUGUUUGUGGUGUUAGUCCUUAUUGGAACAGGCUGGACAUUCAUCAAACACGUUCUGACUCCUCGUGACAAAAAACUGUUCAUGGUAGUCAUACCACUUCAAGUCCUAGCCAAUAUGGCCGAGAUCAUUCUAGAAGAGUCAGAAGAAGGGGAUAGAGAAUAUCUGGCGUGGAAACACUUUGUGACAUUAGUUGAUUUGCUGUGUUGUGGAUGCAUACUAUUUCCUGUUGUUUGGUCUAUCAGGCACUUGCAAGAGGCCAGUCAAACUGAUGGCAAAGCUGCAAUGAACCUGAGAAAGCUCAAGCUGUUUAGGCACUUUUACGUGAUGAUAGUUUGCUAUAUCUACUCAACACGAAUAAUCGUCUACCUAUUGAAGAUCACAGUGCCUUUCCAGUAUGGUUGGUUGUACGAAAUGUUCAGGGAAAUGGCUACGUAUGUUUUUUUUCGUGCUGACGGCGUACAAGUUCAGACCUGCUUCGCACAAUCCUUACUUUGCACUCGGCGAUGACGAGGACGAAGAAAUGGAUCAAGUAUUGACUGAAUCAGGAGCGACGGAAGGUUUGAAAAAGGUCAACAACCGAGUGGUGAAGGUGCCUCUUCAUCAACAAACAUUGACGGAGGUGACAGAAGAAGAGAAAGAUGCAUUAUUGAGCCAAAGAGAGAGUAGUCACGAGUAUGAUUAGUACUUACAUUUACUUAGGAGAUUUUUUCCGCAUUCAUUUCAUUUUUGCUACUAUCAUUGAUUAACAUAUUCCACAGGAAGAGACCCAAUCCAAUUGAAAGACGGGCAUACGUACCUUACUUCUUUUAAUUUGCCUGGACCGAACGCAAUUUUUCGAGAUUCUUGAAUGAAAGCUAACCGCUUGUGCUUACAACUAUAUACCCGUAUACGAUUUUUCGGAGGAACGCGUCCGCAACAGCGAGUGUCUUUAAUAAACAACUUGAGAGAAAGGAAAAAUGGCACCACUGUGAUAGGACAGUAAGGGUGGUACCGUGGUAAGCGCCCACGAGGCGGCGUGGUGCAAGUACAAAGCGAUUGGAUAUACCUUACCAAUCCGGUUUGUUUCACUUGAACGCCGCCAGAUGGGGAGUCAAGCAGCUUCAGAGAACAAAGGAACAGUGGCGGGGUAGAAUUGAAUUUGCUUAUAACAGUGGAUCCUGAAAGUUGGAGCUGCAAUCAGUUAGUUCUGCUUCACGGAAUGGAGGAGAUGCGGUUCGAAUCCCGCCGUCGCCCAUUUUUUCUUUCUUUCAAGUUGUUAUUUAAUGAACAUCCAACUUGCGAUAAUGGUACUGUAACUUGUAUAAUAUGGAGCAGUGCUAGUAUAUCGUGUUUGACACUUACAUGGAAGAACGUAUUAGUACAAGUAAAUUCACUUGUAGUUAUUACACCAUACUUUUUAUGGAUUAGGCCCUGUACGAAAAUGCACUCUGAUGUAGAAUCUCGAGCUCCACGCGAACCUCCUGUCAAAAAUGGUGGUUGCUAUUUGGAUUUAAAAACUUUACUACCUACGAGGUAAUUUUCUAGAUCAUCGACCAAUUUUUUUGAUAUCCUAAAACUUUUCCUAGCACCAUUUUCCCACAUAAUAUUCGAUUUUUCGGGGUACUUCUGUGACUACUCUCGUAAUGUUUAUCGUAAGUAUGUACGUUGAAGAAACAUUAGAUGGAAUUUCACUUUUUAAGUUACAACAUUGAUAAGUCCCUUGAAGAUGAACAAGUUCUCAGCUGUUUCAUAUAGCACAUAUUUCUGUAUUUAUUCAUAGUAUUGAAUAGUAUAGCUAAGAUUUUCUUCAGAUUGUGUAGAUAUUUUAAAUUAUUACACAUUCACGUAAUGAUAUAAUGGCUCAUGCAGUUGUCUACUGUGAUAGUGAUUAGGAGUGAUUUUUGAGAAUAUACUUUUUUGAAGAGCUUAAAUAAAAAUAAAC
Acanthoscelides obtectus is the source of this 3043-nucleotide messenger RNA. The record is from the annotation of a GenBank genome assembly. Lineage: Eukaryota; Metazoa; Arthropoda; Insecta; Coleoptera; Chrysomelidae.